AUAGCUCUGGGUAUUCAUACACAUCUUCACCCUUGUACUCAUAAACUAAAUUAAAACCGCAAAAAGAUAUACCUAAAUUAUGAUAGACUGGGAGCUUUCAACCUCUUUACUCUUUUGCCUCAUUCCUUUCCUCUUCCUCUUCUUCAUCAAAACCACUUUAACAAAUCUUUUAUCAUCCAAUAAAUCCACCAGCAAGAUCCCAAAAUCAUAUCCAAUCAUUGGUUCCUAUUUCUCAAUCCUAACAAACAAAGAACGUCGAAUUCAAUGGACUUCUGAUGUUAUUCAAAACACUUCCAACUUAACUUUCACUCUCAAUCGUCCUUUUGGUUUUCGCCAAAUUUUCACAGCUAACCCCGCCAAUGUCCAACACAUACUCAAAACCCAAUUUCACAUUUACCAAAAAGGUAAUGUUUUUAAAACAACUAUGGCUGAUUUUCUUGGUGAUGGUAUAUUUAAUGUGGACGGUGACAUUUGGAAGUACCAAAGACAAGUUUCAAGCCAUGAGUUUAACACAAAAUCUCUACGCAAAUUCGUUGAAACUGUUGUUGAUACAGAACUCAACGAAAGGCUAAUUCCAAUUCUUGCUACUGCUGCUGUUGAAAAAACCGUUCUUGAUUUUCAAGACAUUUUACAAAGGUUUGCUUUUGAUAAUAUUUGUAAAAUUGCUUUUGGGUAUGAUCCUGCUUAUUUAUUACCAUCUCUUCCUCAAGCAAAAUUUGCUGUUGCUUUUGAAGAAGCUGUUAAGCUAAGUAGUGAACGAUUUAAUGCUAUUUUUCCUUUUCUAUGGAAAAUAAAACGAAAGCUCAACAUUGGAUCUGAGAAAAAAAUCAGGGUAGCUGUGGAUGAUGUUCGUCAAUUUGCAAAAGAACUCGUGAAAGAAAAACAAAAAGAACUCAAAGAAAAAUCAUCGCUCGAAUCAGUGGAUUUAUUAUCAAGAUUUUUAAGCACUGGCCAUUCGGAUGAGGACUUUGUUACAGAUAUUGUUAUAAGUUUCAUUUUGGCUGGUCGUGACACAACAUCUGCUGCUUUAACAUGGUUUUUCUGGUUAAUUUCUGAAUGCCCAGAAACAGAAAACCAAAUCUUAAAAGAGAUUAAAGCAAAAUCCGAAAGUCCAGUGUAUGAUGAAGUAAAGGACAUGAUUUACACACAUGCUUCACUUUGUGAAAGCAUGAGAUUUUACCCACCAGUUCCCAUAGAUACUAAAGCUGCUACAGAGGAUAAUAUAUUGCCAGAUGGUACUUUUGUGAAAAAAGGGACUAGAGUAAGUUAUCAUCCGUAUGCAAUGGGGAGAGUGGAGAAAUUAUGGGGAAAAGAUUGGGCAGAGUUUAGGCCAGAGAGGUGGUUAGAUAAGGAUGAAGUGUCAGGUAAUUGGACUUUUAUGGCUAGGGACGCCUAUACUUAUCCUGUUUUUCAGGCGGGACCCAGAAUUUGUUUAGGAAAAGAAAUGGCAUUUCUGCAAAUGAAGAGGGUGGUGGCUGGUGUUUUACGGCGGUUCAAGGUGGUUCCGGUGGCAGAAAAAGGUGUUGAGCCGGUCUUUGUGUCUUACCUCACUGCGAAAAUGAAAGGUGGUUUCCCUGUGACAAUUGAGGAGAGGAACACUACGGAUCUUUCAUCUUUCAACUAUGGCCAAAAAGUACGAGAGUAAAGGUUUUUAUUGCUUCUUCCACUUACCUUAAAGUGUUUAGAUGUGUAUUCAAAUGUUUGUAUAAAGCUGCAUUAUAAGAAGUGAGUACUAUUGUUCUUCAUUGUAAUUUAUGCGACACUUUUUGUUUUUUAAAAUUUAUUUUUUA
Nicotiana attenuata is the source of this 1790-nucleotide messenger RNA. Its product is annotated as cytochrome P450 94A2-like. Gene Ontology annotation, molecular function: oxidoreductase activity, acting on paired donors, with incorporation or reduction of molecular oxygen; iron ion binding; heme binding. The coding region runs from base 80 to 1645 and encodes 521 amino acids. NCBI's taxonomy places the organism in Eukaryota, Viridiplantae, Streptophyta, Magnoliopsida, Solanales, Solanaceae. The transcript has a single exon. The record is from RefSeq and is a predicted model, not a curated record.